AUGUGCCUUCGGAUUUUAUUUACAAUUACGAGAAGUGUACGGAAAAUCAGUGUAAAAUGGUUGGCAGGUUAACUAGUUUAAAAUUUCCAUGAAUCUUCGAUGAUUCAGACAAAAGUGAGCAACCUUGUAGAAGUCGUGAACUUCAUGUACGCAUAGAUAAUUUGAACGCAAACAAAUAUUAAGUAAUGUCAAUAUAGUAGUACGUCUACUUGGGGUAUUUAGCUACUUUUUGCAAUAGUUGCUUGAAGAUCAAUUUUGAAUGUGAUAAUUAUGUAUUAUCUUAGUGUUAUCUGCAAUUGAAAGGUUUAUGCACAGAGAAAUAAACAUCCUAACGAACAAAGUAACUAGCUAUCUAUUACUAAAAAACUGUUUGAUGCAAACACCAACAGUACACUAGGUCUCUUCUUUGCAUCGCAAAAUAAAAUUAACUAGAAAUAUGCUGUAUUCAGCGUAUCACUGUAAGGACCUUGUGAUGAGUCAUGAAAGCUGAUUGUUCACCCAUAUCAGAUACACUUAUCACGGCUAUUACAAACGACGUUAUGCAGAAACUGCAUAAAAGUGAACAGCGAAGCAAAUGCACGACGAAUACAAAUGGUUGAAAACUGUUUCGGAAGCUCCGGGCAGCCUCUGUACGUCCCUGGCCGUGUCUUAGUCGGCGAAGGUGUUCUCACAAAGAUGUGCCGCAAGCGUCCAAAAGCGCGACAAUUUUUCCUUUUUAAUGAUAUUCUUGUCUACGGUAAUAUAGUGAUCGGUAAAAAAAAGUACAAUAAACAACAUCUUAUACCGCUUGAGGAGGUACAACUGCAAGCCCUGGAAGAUAAUGGACAGUACAGAAAUGGUUGGCUUAUACGAACAGCAACAAAAUCUUUUGCGGUUUACGCCGCCACACAAACUGAGAAGCAGGAAUGGAUGGCUCAUAUAAACAAAUGCAUAGAAGAUUUGCUGCGUAAAAGUGGCAAAAAACCGGUAGAAAACCAUGCUGCUGUUUGGGUGCCCGAUAGCGAAGCAAAUGUUUGUAUGCAUUGUAAAAAAACACAAUUUACUAUGUUGAUUCGAAGGCAUCAUUGCCGGAAUUGCGGUGCUGUAGUGUGUGGACCAUGUUCGUCGAAGAAAUUUCUCUUGCCCGGACAAAGCACUAAACCAUUACGCGUGUGUCUUGAUUGCUACGAUAGUUUAAGUUCAAUGAAGCGGGAAGAGAACAAGGGUAUCAAUUCGAACAAUAACAAACCAACCGUUACAUCACCUGAAAGCUCCGGCGACGAUGAUUCAGAUGAAGAAGAAGAAUCUAAGGAGGCUCAUGGACAGCCCAAAUUUUACGGAGAUGACAAACCCGAAAAAUAGCCACAAUUAUCCAACUGCGGUGUGAUCCUCCCACAGAAAACAUACCAGAUUCGCGAACGUCUCAUCAAUUUUGUAGCAGUUAUGUAAAAAAAAUAUACGAAAUUGCGCAGAAACAGUCAUCGACGAUAGUAUUUUAUAAAAUCAGUUCAAGGGAAUCGCAAACCACAAUCCUUCAUAGUUUUAAAACCAUCGUAUUCUUAUUUCGGUUUUAGCCCAACAAGCAGAAGCUUUUAACUUCCUUUGAAAAGGCUGUAAUAAAUCUUCAUAAUUCUUUGAAAACACCAGACACCUGGAACGUCGCCAUUCAGAUUUAUCAAAUGUGGGAGAAGAUCUGCACAGAUUUAUUAGAAUAUAAUUCGUGCACUACAAACAUUAUUUUUAAUUGAUGACGAAGCAAUGUGCUCGAUGGCAGUUGAAUUCAUUGAAUUUUUACAUUUUCAAUACCUUAAUAUUUUGAAAUAGGAAAAAAAACUGCGUAAUGUGUAACAUUAAAAAGCAUUGAAUUAUUACAGAUAGGUUAAUCAUUCAAAUCGUUAGAAAUUCUGAUAAUUUUAAACAAUAUCUGGCUGUAUUUAGAAUGUCAAACUUAUCAGAAUUGUUAUUCUUCUUUGCAAAUCAAGAUGUAUAUGGAAUAUAUGUUAGCUUAUUGAAUAAAA
Molecule: messenger RNA, 1997 nt
Organism: Sabethes cyaneus
Lineage: Eukaryota; Metazoa; Arthropoda; Insecta; Diptera; Culicidae
Gene: rush
Product: pleckstrin homology domain-containing family F member 1 homolog
Exons: 7
Coding region: 592-1341 (249 amino acids)
Cellular component (GO): early endosome
Molecular function (GO): metal ion binding; phosphatidylinositol binding
Source: RefSeq, a predicted model, not a curated record